UCUUGCUGUAAAUGUAAACAAAUCAUAUAGUUAUAACAACUUUUAUAAAUAUAGUUUCGUGCUUGUUUCUUUUAUUUAAAUUAAUUGCUGAGGUAUCGCACAGAAAGUAUAUUUACGAAACUUUCUAACAAUAGCAAUGGAUAUCACUUCUAAAUUACAAUCAAUUUGUAUGAAUGAAGUGCUCGUUGUCUACAGUAACAAAAAAUAAAAUAUUUCUUACAAUGAAACAUGAACAUGAUUUAACUUCGGAAUUUACAAUGGAACAGAUGCCGGAAUUGACAGUCUCCUCUGAGAUAUAUACAGAGUAUGACUAUAGAACCAAAAUCACGCCCAGCAUUGAAGGCAAUGUGAUAUCAGAGUUUCCAUUUUCGCUUGUGAAAAACAAUGAAGUAAAAUAUGACGAUGAUAAUGACUUGGAUAUUGAGAGGCCUGAAAGAUAUUCUAUAAAGAUUGAGCAUAGUGCGCAAACAAAAAUAGCAUUAGUAGGUCUUCAAGUAUGGCGCGGUGCUUUUUUGCUUGGUGACCUGCUCAUACACCUGGGGACCGCUGGUCAGCUGGAUGGCAGGACAGUGCUGGAGCUGGGAGCCGGCACGGGUCUCACCAGCUUCGUAGCCGCCAUGUACGCCAAGAAGGUUUUAUGCACAGAUAUAAAUCUUGGCGGCAUAUUGGAACUUAUAAAAUUAAAUUCGAAAUAUAAUUCGAAGCUGAUUAAAUCAGAGUUUCAAGUGAUGCCUCUCGACUUCAAGGAGAUCGACUGGAGCGAACAAAUGACCAGGGAAAUAAACGACGUAGAUAUAGCUGUCGCUGCUGAUGUUAUCUACGACGACGACGUGACUGCAGCGUUCGUAUCGACGAUACAAAAGAUACUAAACUCCAAACCGCCGAAGACAUUAUAUGUUGUUCUGGAGAAACGCUACGUUUUUACCAUAGAACACAUGGAUUCCGUGGCGCCAUGUUACGAGACAUUCCUCACUUUGUUGGACAAAGUAAAGACAGACAACGCCCAUUCCACAUGGACUGUUCAGCAACUGCCACUUGACUUCCCGAAGUAUUUUACGUAUGACAGAGUAAAAGAGUUAGUUUUAUGGAAAAUUUCCUCGAAACCCAAUAAGACAUGACG
Molecule: messenger RNA, 1120 nt
Organism: Amyelois transitella
Lineage: Eukaryota; Metazoa; Arthropoda; Insecta; Lepidoptera; Pyralidae
Product: methyltransferase-like protein 22
Exons: 6
Coding region: 174-1118 (314 amino acids)
Biological process (GO): protein methylation
Cellular component (GO): nucleus
Molecular function (GO): protein methyltransferase activity
Source: RefSeq, a predicted model, not a curated record